Clunio marinus is the source of this 222-nucleotide messenger RNA. The record is from the annotation of a GenBank genome assembly. Lineage: Eukaryota; Metazoa; Arthropoda; Insecta; Diptera; Chironomidae.
AUGCGAAGCUUAAAUUAUCCUUUUUCUGAUCGAAAAUUAAUUGGCAGUGAAAAAGGAUACUCCGACGUUGUUCUUGUGAUGCAGAGAAAAAUGCUUUUCCAACAAGAAACGACGAAAGAUAGUGGAGAAGUGGAGAUAGGAAAAAAAGGACUUUUGUCGAAUCCAUUCUUAAGAGAUUUUAUGAAUGUGAAAAUCCUGCAAAGUACCAAUUACAUUACUUGA